AUGCACAGAAUUCAAUUCGCAUCCUGUCUGUCUGCUUUGCCUCCACCAUGCGAGUAUUUCGACAUAAUUGCCGGUAGUGGGACUGGAGGUUUGAUAGCGCUUCUGCUUGGCCGGCUUCGCUUAUCGAUAGAGCAUGCCAUCGAAUGCUAUACGAGGGUCGUUAGCCACGUAUUUACGCAGAUCAAGACAGACGGGAGCCUCAGGACAACACCCUUGGAGAAAGUGCUUAAAGAGAUCUCUCGUCGCUUCGGUAAUGGGGAGAACACACCUGUGUUCGAGACGCUGCCUGCGCAGUGCAAGACGUUUGUAUGUAUAAGGGAGGACAAUGGUUCCGGCAACGUCGUAUCCCGUAGGAUACGCUCCUACGCUCAUCCGACGGAACCCGCUACGCAAUUCACGCUCGUUGAGGCUAUACGAGCUACUAUGGGUCAUCCAGCUCUCUUUAAGCCUCUGUCGUCCACCAAAGGCAGGACCUUCCUGGAUGCUGGUGACGACCACUACAACCCUGCGUUCGAUAUCAUGCAGGAACUUGAGGCCAUCUAUCCUACGCGACACCUCGCAUACUACCUCAGCAUCGGCGCAGGAACGACGCAGACAGUCGGGGAAAACCCGCAGCGCAGGUUUGUCAAUCAACCUAGGCUACCCUCAUCGAUCCUUCGGACUAUUCGCACCUUGGCGGAACGCUGCGAUGCUAUCGCGUCCGCUUUUCAGCGCGAGCAUAGGGAUCUCGAGGGGAAGUACUUCCGUAUGACGCCGUCUCACGUCCCCUCCGAUGGAAAGAUUCGAUGGGAGGAAGCCGAAGCGCUAGAAGAAUUGGUGGGUCCUUACUUCGUCGAUGUCCAAGAUCAGGUUCGGCUUCUGGUCGUCGCCAUGAUGCACCAGACAGACAUGAUAAAGUCGCGCGGCCUUACCAGCUAG
This is a messenger RNA of Schizophyllum commune H4-8, 918 nucleotides long. Its product is annotated as FabD/lysophospholipase-like protein. Gene Ontology annotation, cellular component: membrane. The record is from RefSeq and is a predicted model, not a curated record. The transcript is spliced from 3 exons. NCBI's taxonomy places the organism in Eukaryota, Fungi, Basidiomycota, Agaricomycetes, Agaricales, Schizophyllaceae. Gene Ontology annotation, biological process: arachidonate metabolic process. The coding region runs from base 1 to 918 and encodes 305 amino acids.